CACAUCACCAAUCAGACUAAGCGCUAAUAUCACCAAUCAGAAGCGCCCCGCUGCAAUCCUCCAGCAGCUAUAAAAAAGGCGAAUGCGGAAGGAUUUCCUCAUUCUCUGUGAAGAAGUUUGCGGAAAUGACUGGACGUGGAAAAACUGGUGGCAAAGGUAAGAGCAAACCCAAGUCUCGCUCGUCCCGGGCCGGACUGCAGUUCCCGGUGGGCCGUGUUCACAGGCUCCUGAGGAAGGGCAACUAUGCUGAGCGGGUGGGUGCCGGAGCGCCGGUCUAUCUGGCUGCUGUGCUCGAGUAUCUGACGGCUGAAAUCCUCGAGCUGGCCGGCAACGCGGCCCGGGACAACAAGAAGACCCGCAUCAUCCCCAGACACCUGCAGCUGGCCGUCCGCAACGACGAGGAGCUCAACAAGCUGCUGGGAGGGGUGACCAUCGCUCAGGGCGGGGUGCUGCCCAAUAUCCAGGCCGUGCUGUUGCCCAAGAAAACCGGCGGAGCCACCAACCCCAAGAGCAAGUAAAUCGGCGAAACUUCAAUCGAACGACCCAAAGGCUCUUUUCAGAGCCACCCACAGUGUCUGUGGAAGGGCUGAGCACCGGCUGGGGCGAGUCCGGGGGAUUUCCGUUCCGUGUAUCUGCCGCAGACACCCCUCCCCACGGCUUGGUCCAAAGCGCUUUCCCGCCCCUGAAGCAAACCACCAUUUAUCUGCGCAGAGAGCGGUCUCCCUCAGCCCGGCCUCCCUCCCCGUCCCGAAUCCCCUCACAUUCCCGCAUCGGACAUUUUACUGAACUUGAGAUUCUCCCGCACUCUUCCCUGUCCUUGCUGGGGGACCGCAGGGCGGCGCUAAUGAUUGGUGGUGAAUCAUCUAAAAUCAUUGGUGGGAGGAACAGCCCCAUCAGAGAGCGGGCUCCUUCACCAAUGAACAGGCGACAGCAGCAGAAGCGCCAAAACUAACCGUCAGAUUCCAAAAUGAUGGGAAAUUUGAAAAGCCCGCCAAGAAGAAAAUAAUCUAUACAAACUCAAAAACACAAACACAUUACAGAUCUCUGUGUGAACAGGAUUCCGAUCCAGUUGCAACACAGACCCUGUAUGAAAUCGCUCCCAAUUAUGAGAGAAUUUAAUCUUUAAAUUCUGUCAACUGCUGACCGACCGGAACAAACGCUGAUUCACAACAGCCGGUUGAUUUCUUUGUGUAAAACGCAUCAGGUUAUGGACGGUUUUUCGCAAACUGCAGUCGGAAAAGACACUGCAGAGUUAGAAGUUGUUCUGUGAAAGGACCGUGAAACUGUUGUGGCCUCCAGUAGGAAGAAGAUUCAGGGCAGUUACACCACAGGGGAGCGCAGGUAAAACAUCGCAUUCACAGCAAUUAAACUACACCAACAGAAAUCGUGCAACCAUAUUGUGCACAUUAAUCCGCUCUCUGUGUAAAGAUUUGUGGGUGAAGUAUUUAAAGAUACAGACAAGCUGAAGGAGAAGGCGAGGGUAAAGUUCCCGUGUCAGUGCA
Pristis pectinata (smalltooth sawfish) is the source of this 1502-nucleotide messenger RNA. Its product is annotated as histone H2A-like. The record is from RefSeq and is a predicted model, not a curated record. Bases 126 to 518 code for a protein of 130 amino acids. Lineage: Eukaryota; Metazoa; Chordata; Chondrichthyes; Rhinopristiformes; Pristidae. Gene Ontology annotation, cellular component: nucleosome. The transcript has a single exon. Gene Ontology annotation, molecular function: DNA binding; protein heterodimerization activity; structural constituent of chromatin.